GUGAUUUUUUUUUUUUUUUUUUUAACGGCACCGACGGGUCCUAAAACCCUGCUCCGUGGAUGCUGUUAAGCAGCGGGAGAACAGCAACAACUCCCAGCCAGCAAAGCUCGGUUCAGUAGUACCGAUACAGAUGACAGCAUCUUGGCCUCCUCCAGUUGACACAAAACAUCACACAGAACAGUUGCAGACAGGCAGUUUGGUGAAGCAGUCCAACGAGGUCUUCACCUGUGGCACGGUGUGAUGAAUCCCUCCAUGUUCCUCUUUGGCCGAGCUGGGCAGCGAACGAUGGUGACCAUGACAGAGGCGCACUGACGCCCUCCCUCGCUCCUCUCUUUCCACAUCAAGUCUGCACAAGCAACAGCAGCCAUAACAAUGAGCACUCACAGUCGCCAAGGUGGAUUAACCAGCACGGAGAAGCCUCUGGAACUUAUUAAACCAGCGGCACACAACCAUUUUGUGGACGUGAGCACAGCGGCGCUGCCCUCCACCGCCACAGCCAUCCUUCCCAUGGAUCUGCGCGUAGUGGACCACGCUCACCACCACCAGCAGCAGCCCUCCUUUGGCUUGGUUCCUCCACCCCACCCCACGCCACCGACCUCCACAUCUACUGAGACAGGCCGUGGACCAGUCAUUAGCCAGCAGGAGCAGCAUCUGCAGCAGGAGCUGGUGGCUCUUAAACACAAGCAGCAGCUCCAGAGGCAGCUACUCAUUGCAGAGUUUCAGAGGCAACAUGAACAGCUGUCACGGCAACAUGAAGCCCAGAUGCAGGAACAUGUCAAGCACCAACAGGAGUUACUGGCGCUCAAGCAUCAACAAGAGCUGUUGGAGCACCACAGAAAGAUGGAGCAACAACGUCACGAGGAGCAGCUGGAGAAGCAGCAGCGGGAACACAAACUCCAACAGCUCAAAAACAAGGAGAGGGGACAAGAGAGUGCAGUCGCCAGUACAGAGGUAAAGAUGCGACUUCAGGAGUUUGUCCUGAACAAAAAGAAAGCCUUGGCUCAGCGAAACCUAAACCACUGUCUGCCCAGUGACCCACGCUACUGGUAUGGAAAAACUCAGCAUAGCUCUUUGGACCAGAGCUCACCUCCACAAACGGCGCUGUCAGCAUACAACCAUCCCAUGCUGGGCACAUACGACUCGAAAGAUGACUUCCCUCUCCGCAAAACCGCCUCUGAGCCCAACCUAAAGCUUCGUUCUCGGCUAAAACAGAAGGUGACGGAGCGUCGCAGCAGCCCUCUGCUCCGUAGGAAAGAUGGACCCAUUGCUACUGCCAAGAAGCGUCCCCUAGACGUUGCUGAGUCUGCAUGCAACAGUGCACCAGGCUCGGGUCCCAGUUCCCCCAACAAUGGCUCCGGUAACAUCCCCACUGAGAAUGGGGUCACAAUCUGCAGCAGUCCAGGAGAGACCUCCCUGCUCCAGAGGCUGGCAACACGGGAAGGGUCAGUUAGCCAACUCUCUCUCUACACCUCUCCUUCUCUGCCCAACAUCACCCUGGGCCUGCCGGCCACAGGGCCUGCUAGCACUGUGGUAUCAGGACACCAAGAUGGUGAGAGUCAUCUGGCAUUGCCUGCUUUACAGCAGGGCAUUCCACUGACCCCUCCUUUCCUGCCCACUACCCACCUGCCCUCCUACUUGGCAUCUUCAGCACUGGACAGGGAGGGCCCUGGAGGGGGCACGGCGGGUCACAACCCCCUCCUCCAACACAUGGUACUGCUGGAUCCGAGCCACAGUCCAGUGGUUGGGCUUGGUGGCCUACCGCUGCCAUCGCCCUCAGUCUCCAAGCUCAUGCGCAGCCACCGUCCCCUGGGGAGAACGCAGUCGGCGCCUCUGCCCCAGCAGCAGUGCGGACAGGCCCAGGCCCUGCAGCACCUGGUGGUCCAGCAGCAGCACCAGCAAUUCCUGGAGAAGCACAAACAACUGUUCCAACAGCAGCAGCAGCAGCACAUCAUCAACAAGAUAAUGUCCAAGCCCGGCGAUCAGGCCUCAGCUGCAGGCCCGGGUGCCUCGGGACCAGGCAGGCAACACCAGAGUCACCCAGAAGAGACGGAGGAGGAGCUUAGGGAGCACCAGGCGCUCUCCUCGUCAUCGUCGUCCUCCUCUCCGACCUCUGGGCAAGAGACGGGGUUGCUACGUGGGGUGGUCAUCAAGCAGGAGCCUCCGGAUCCCCAGGAGCAGGAAGAGAGGGAGCAAAGAGAGAGGCAGGCUGAGCAGGACUUCCUGUUCAGACAGCAGGCUCUGCUCUUAGAGCAGCAGCGGAUCCACCAGUUGAGGAACUACCAAGCCUCGAUGGAAGCAGCCGGGCUUUCGGCCAAUUUUGCUGGCCACCGGCCUCUGUCCAGAGCUCAGUCAUCACCAGCCUCUUCCUCCUUCCCCAUGGUCGUGCAGGAGCCGCCAGCCAAACCUCGAUUCACUACAGGUCUUGUGUAUGAGUCUUUGAUGCAGAAGCACCAGUGCAUAUGUGGCAGCACAACCAGUCAUCCAGAGCACGCCGGCCGCAUUCAGAGCAUCUGGUCCCGACUGCAGGAAACAGGCCUCAGGGCGCACUGUGAGUGUAUCCGUGGUAGGAAGGCCUCAUUGGAGGAGUUGCAAACAGUCCACUCUGAAGCCCACGUCAUGCUAUAUGGAACUAACCCGCUGCGGCAGAAACUAGACAGUUCAGUAAAUCCCAUGUUUGUGAGGUUGCCGUGUGGAGGCAUAGGGGUGGACAGCGACACCAUUUGGAAUGAAGUCCAUUCAUCCAGCGCAGCGCGUCUGGCUGUUGGCUCUGUGGUGGAGCUAGUCUUCAAAGUAGCAUCGGGAGAACUGAAGAAUGGCUUCGCCAUCGUUCGACCCCCUGGACACCACGCUGAGGAGAGCACACCUAUGGGUUUCUGUUAUUUUAACUCAGUCGCCAUAGCAGCCAAGCUCCUGCAGCAGAGGCUCAGUGUCAGUAAAAUCCUCAUCGUAGACUGGGAUGUCCACCAUGGCAAUGGCACCCAGCAGGCCUUCUACGCUGACCCCAGUGUCCUUUACCUGUCCCUGCAUCGUUACGAUGAUGGGAACUUCUUCCCUGGAAGUGGCGCACCCGAUGAGGUGGGCAGUGGAGCAGGUGAAGGUUUUAACGUGAACAUGGCCUUUACUGGGGGACUGGACCCUCCCAUGGGGGAUGCAGAGUAUCUAGCUGCAUUCAGGACGGUGGUCAUGCCUAUUGCCAACGAGUUUGCGCCUGAUAUGGUUCUGGUGUCUUCUGGCUUUGAUGCAGUAGAUGGACAUGCCCCACCGCUGGGAGGAUACAAACUGACAGCCAAAUGCUUUGGCUACCUGACCAGGCAGCUGAUGGGUCUGGCAGGCGGUCGGCUGGUGCUUGCCUUGGAGGGGGGUCACGACCUCACAGCCAUAUGUGAUGCCUCUGAAGCCUGCAUCUCUGCUCUGCUUGGCAAUGAGUUGGACCCCAUACCCGAUGAGGUGCUGCAGCAGAGACCAAAUGCGAAUGCGGUACGGUCUAUGGAGAAAGUAAUCGAAUUUCACAGUAAAUACUGGUGCUCACUGCAACGUUCUGCCUCCUCGCUGGGUUAUUCUUUGAGUGAGGCCCUCAAGCGUGAAGCAGAGGAAGCUGAAACUGUUUCUGCCAUGGCCUCAUUGUCUGUCGCAAACAAGCAUGUUGGAAAGAGGGCUGAAGAGGAACCAAUGGAAGAGGAAGCUCCUAUGUAAAGAAACAUCACGACCUUUUCGAUCUCUCAGACUCAUCGGUGGCAUUUUAUCGUGACAAAAAUGGACCACCGAAGAUGAGCGACCCUUUUGCUGAUCAGCAGUGCACUGAGCAAUCAGCAUAAAUGCGUUGCAUUGCAUUGCACUUAAAGACUUUUGGAUAUACGAUUGUUUCAGCUAUCCCGUAAUGACAACCUCCAGUGCCAGUGCUUUUAAAACACUAGACAGACAUACUUUUGAUUGCCAGUGAGAACCAUACAGAGGACCUACAGUCAUCUACUCUUCAUGUAAUUCUGCUCUGUCCCUGCUUUAUCUUCAUCUCUUCGCUUUCCUGAAGACCACCAUAGCUAUUGUGAUUGUUACUCUGGACUAAAGAUGGGUUCUUGCUCUUUCAAGUUAUCUAAAUGAGAGGGAAAAAACGACAGUUUUCCAUAUUGUUGAAGGUUACAGAUGAGAAAGGUCACAAACCUGUUAGAGUAAAAGACAUUUGUGCCUUCCCCCCCUCCACCCCGUCUAAACUUGGUGGAAUUUUUAUUGAACUCCACUGGAAGAGUUUUGCCUUAAAAAUAGUUUUGGGACUGAGGCCUCUUCUCCCCAAGCCCUCACACAUUUCUAUCCUGGCAAGACAUCCACUGCCUGCAUGUUGUUGGCACAUAGACUGAAGGACUUUGGCAUGUUUACCUAUAAUUCCCUGCAACCAGCCUACUGUCUCUGCCCCCACCUUUUCCCCUCAUUUUCAGUGUCCACUUGGAAGGUAGUUCCCAGCCACAAGUUGGAGGUGGCUCCUUUAAAAAGGAAAUUAAGAGUUGUAUCAUUUAAUCACAUAGGCACCAAUUCUUCUUUGUCAGAGAAAGAUGUACGUAGCAUGCACUUUACUGGAGCAUUGGGACUUCUGAAAGAUAGAAUCCUCUUUAUAUCGUAUGUAGUAGUUACAUAAAAAUGAAGCCAAAGCAUGACAGAUUAUUGUCUCUGUAGAGUAUAACCACUUACUGCCCCACACAUAUAACAACGACUGAGCAGUGUCAGUAUUUACGUUAGAAUUUGUCUCACUUUUUCAGACAUUUGCCGAAUGGAAAUAAACUAAUCUCACAUGGGCUAAUUUGUUGAACCAGCCCUCUCUUUAAGACAAGGACCAUACCACCUGGGAUUUUCCAGAGGGGUGUUCUGGAGCUUUCACAGCUGGCUUAACAUCUUUCGAUCCUUAUCAAGAACAUCUGCGUUGCAAAUGUCAGGUGAUACGAGGCAGGUGUGAAUGGGUCUGCCUCUUCGUAUACAAUAAAGCACAAACUCUUCUUUAUAUAUUUUUUUAAUAGUAUGCACACAUUUUUAGGUGUUCUGCAUUAUAAAACGCAGUCCUCUUUUUGACAGCCCGUGGCUCAAAUGCACAUAUUUGAGCUUUAAAUAGCACAUGUAGCUCAGCCUGUCCUCCUGGAUUCUGAAUCGUUUUGUUAGGUCGGGUCUCGUUACUAAUCUGAGUAUCAAAUCUUUUUGAAUCAGCAUUUUUAUAUGUUAUAAUAUUUAAGAAGACAAGAUGUAAAAGUUUCCUGCUCUGAUUUUUUUGAAGUCAAGCCCACAAUAUAGCUCCCAGUCGCUCUGCACCACACAGACAACCACCAGCCUAGGUUGUAGUAGUUUGUUUAAUUUAAUAAUUAAACAGUCCCAGAUUAAGACUAUAGCGGCCCCUCUGAUCAGCAUGCUAACUUCCUUCCAGCUUGUGUUUGGCCCUCUGGGCAACUACCUUCUGCCGCCUUUAUUUGACCUAAAAACUAAUCGUGUCUUUAAUGUCGUUUUUAAGUGAACAGGAAACGGAGUGCUGUGGUAUUUACUGUUAUUUACUGUACAUAGGACACUGAUCUCCUGAGUAUUCCUGCCACACACAUUAACUAUUUUUUUGGUUUGUUUUCCUCUCAUUCGCUUUUUUCUGCUUUUGAGCUCUAGUGACUUAUUUUUGUACAAUUUUCCUGUUGUUUUGUGCGUGUUGUCCACUCUCUGUUUCUCUGAUAUGUUGUAAAGCUGACAUACUUCACAGCAGGUGAGGGUUCAGACUCUGUUUUUAGUGGACGUUACACGAGUACGUUUUCUGGGUUCAGGGUUUUUGCGGGAGCGUUGGGAUUCAAAUGUUUCUACUUUGUAUAAUGAUGGACAAUUGUGUAUUUACUGUCUGUUCAUAGUAGAUUUAUAUAUAAAAAGAAAUGAGUAUAUUAUAUAUCUAUACAUUACAAAAUGCUACGAUGUUGUUUUUGAAGUUGGUAUUGAAAAACAAUACUUUCCGUGGGUCUUAGUUACAGUUGGCCCUUUUUAGGGUGUUACUGAAGGCACCUUUUGCUGUUGAUUAUGUGUUGAGCAGCAUUUUUCUGGCUGUUUUUUGUCUCUCAGCAGUAAUGACUUCUUUUUUGGGGGGGGGGUCUGUUUUGUUUUUGUUCAUUAUUUAUCCCAUUGGUACCAUAACACUGUUACAGUAGGUGUGCAGUCACCCUCUGCUCAGCCUUGCAUUUUAAUGCACAUAUUUGUCAGAUUCCAUACCUUUUCUUUCUCAGUGCAGAUGUUCUUGCACACAUAUCUUGCCUGGCAUCUGUUAAGUUUCAGUAUUUCAAGAAAUUUGAGACUACAGUUAAAGAUAUGAAUUUUUCAACAUCCAAAAAAAUGCCAAAGUCUUUUUUGUUCCUCUUUGUUAAAGAUUAUCAUCUGACGUAUUUGAAAGAAUAGGAAGAAUAGCGAGGGCGGAUUAGAAUUGGAACACGGCCAUUGCUUUCUCCCUGUGUUAAAUCACCACGACAGGCCUCGCAAAUGGUUUUGUAUGAUCAACAUUUAUUUUCUUAUCAGGCCAAGUAUGCUUAGUUUUAAUUUAAAUUAACAUUUUUCAAGUUCACAGCUGAAUUCUCAUCAGCUUUGGUAUGCAAGUUAUGUUUCUGUAUCUAAAAAUCACAGUUGUUUGAUCACAGUAGUAGCCAACGUGUCCUGGCUUUGUCUGCAGCAGGACCAAGGUAUCUAUGCCUUAAAAAAAACAGGAAAAAACACGUUUGAUUUUCUUUUUUGGGGGGACAUUUCAAUCAGACGUACAAGAAAUAAAUUUGCUUAUUUUAACUGAAUGUAUCUUUCAGAAAGAUCUUCCCUCUCCUUACUAAUGCACCACUAAUGUCUUUAAGUCUCGAAUCCUUUUCCAUAACUUUUGUAGUUGAGAUAUGGAUAUGGUAGAUUGUUUUCACCAUCAUCUUUUUUUAGUAAAUUUCUAAAGAUAAUGUCUAUACCAAUACAAGUUUGCAUUAAAUUGUGCAUAAAGUUAAUUCUGCCAAAACAAAACCUCUGGUCUGGUUGCAGCAGGGCAUCUUUUGUUAUAAUAUUUAGCUUUUUCUGUACAUUCCCUUUUUAUUAGACACACAGGCACAUUGUUUUCUCCUCCUUUGUAGAUGUUGGCCAGCUUCUUUGUGUGUGCGAUACUUGCGUACUUUCAUAGUCGGGAUAUGAAAAUGCAUAUAAUCGGGCUAUCCUGAAUAUGACCUCAGCUGGGAUAUGCUGACAUCUCGGCUCAUUUUAACACACUUGAAGAGAUGCCUUUCAGUAACCCAGCCCAGAACAUUCCCAGAACCUUUGCACAACAGUGCCAGUCAUGGCUUUUCUUCUGUUUAAUGCUUUCGUUUCUCAAACGCUGCCAAAACUAGCACUGUCUGGCUACUCUGGCCAUCUGUCUUCACUGUUAGUCUUAAAACAAUGUCCAGUAACCAAAAAGAAAAAAAAAGCAGCAUUCCAUUUUGGUGUAAUUUCCAUUUAUUAUAAGGUAAAUCUUUUUUCUUUUUUAACCCUCACAGGUCUGAGAGCUGUCUUGUUUAUGUAGAUGCCCCGGUCUGACCCCACUCCGCUCCUCCUCUUUUCUCCCUGCAUGAUCCGUCUGUCUGCAUGCAUUACCUGUCUGUCUGUCUGUCCCCUGCCACACACCAGCACACGGGAUCAAGCACUGAAGGAUUUUCACUGUAUCCAAACUAUUUUUUAUCUCUUUGCUUCUCUUUUUGUUUCUAGUAUGGAGGACUUUGGGUGCUUUCCAUGUUGUGCUUUCACUUGUAGCGAACGAAUCAUCAAACCUGGCAGACUUAAGUUGAAUAAGUUACAAAAAGAAAUAGUAUCAAGCACAGACAAUAGAUUUUAUUGUAUUUAUGUAGAAAAUAAAUUGUUUAGUGGGAUGCUUUGUAAACUCUAAGACCAGAAUGGACUGUCUUUUUUUUGUUUGUUUUUUCCAAACCAGGCGAGAUGUGACUUUGGAGGAUUUUCAGAAGAUAUUUGUGUUUUCUGUCACGUCUGAACUCAUCAAAGGGCUCCAUCCAGACGCCUGGUCAUUGUUACAGUUGUCCAUUCCAGUAAAUAAGCCAGUUAUCUCUAUGACCACUGUGGUUCAGAAACAAACAGUUCUAGGUUUACAUAUGUAUAAAA
This is a messenger RNA of Oreochromis niloticus (Nile tilapia), 8112 nucleotides long. It is a transcript of the gene hdac4, whose product is annotated as histone deacetylase 4. The transcript has 29 exons. NCBI's taxonomy places the organism in Eukaryota, Metazoa, Chordata, Actinopteri, Cichliformes, Cichlidae. The coding region runs from base 373 to 3693 and encodes 1106 amino acids. Gene Ontology annotation, biological process: negative regulation of transcription by RNA polymerase II. The record is from RefSeq and is a predicted model, not a curated record. Gene Ontology annotation, molecular function: histone deacetylase activity.